AUGUCCUCCUCAACAGCAGCUGCGGCGGCAGCAGCGACCGCACCACCUCUACCUUUUUCCCUAGCGAACGAACUCAAGGCUCUCCAACACGAAAAGCGGAAUCAAAAGCUGUCGCGCCUGCCCGCGAACGCCACCAUCCAACGACGCCCCCUGAACCACGCGCCCGUCGCGGACCUGCGCUCCUCGGGGACCAAGACGCCGAAGGUGGUCUACGUGUCGGCGCGCACGCCCGUGGUCGCGGCGAUCAAGCGGGUCAAGAAGUACCUGGUGCACAUUGAGCGGCGGGCACUUGAGGACGCUGGGGGCGGGUUCGCGGCGAGGAAACAUGGACACGGAAAAGGGGGAGGACACCCGGCAAAGGCGGCCGAGAAGGCGAAUGAGGCACUCGCCCGCGACAAGGAGGAGGUGCUCGUCAAGGCGAGCGGGCGGGCAAUGGGCCAGGCGCUGCGGGUGGGCGAGUGGUUCCGGAACAAGGAGAAGGACAUGCUGUGUCGGGUUGAGGUCAGGACGGGAAAUGUCAGCACGGUGGACGAUAUUGUGCAGCUUGACGACUUGGUGGAAGGGGAGGAAGACGAGCAUGCCGAGCAUGACGAUCCAGGACAGAACGAGAAAAAUGAACAUGUCGAUGAGGGUACGCUCGAAGAAGCGGCCAAGCCUUCAACACUGCAAUGCGGCGAUACGACCCUGGAGUUAUUGGGUGGUGUUGACGUGGCUACAACGAGUUCCGGCGAGAAUAAGAGCCAGUCAACACUGGCUGAGGCACAAAUGGGAAUGUCGGCGGCAGAACAAAGUGCGAAAGAUACAGCUAUGGAUAACUCCUUGCCCAACCACAACCGGCGAAGGAGGAAGAAACGAAAGAGGCCAACGUACGAGGCAGAGAAUCUCCCCGAAGCACGGAUCAGGUGGAUCAAGACGGUCGAAGUUGCAAUAUCUCUGCAAACUUGA
This is a messenger RNA of Fonsecaea nubica, 945 nucleotides long. RefSeq lists its product as hypothetical. Lineage: Eukaryota; Fungi; Ascomycota; Eurotiomycetes; Chaetothyriales; Herpotrichiellaceae. The coding region runs from base 1 to 945 and encodes 314 amino acids. Gene Ontology annotation, cellular component: ribonuclease MRP complex; nucleolar ribonuclease P complex. The transcript has a single exon. Gene Ontology annotation, biological process: rRNA processing; intronic box C/D snoRNA processing; tRNA 5'-leader removal. Gene Ontology annotation, molecular function: RNA binding. The record is from RefSeq and is a predicted model, not a curated record.